Molecule: messenger RNA, 1592 nt
Organism: Theobroma umbraticum
Lineage: Eukaryota; Viridiplantae; Streptophyta; Magnoliopsida; Malvales; Malvaceae
Molecular function (GO): phosphatidylinositol transfer activity
Source: RefSeq, a predicted model, not a curated record
CCUCCUUCCCUCCCUCUCCUACCAACUGGUCAAAUACUCAAAAUUUCAAAGCUGCAACCUUGUUUCUCCCCAUUAUCGUAUUUGUUUUUCAUUUCCUUUUAUCUUUAUCUUUAAACAGACACAAAUCUUCUCCGAGAAUUUUCCAUGCACGAAAUGAUCAUCUUUUGGUGGCAAGUUCUUUGAUCAAAUGAGUCAAACUUGCUGAGGAUCAGCUUCAAAGGGAUCUUCAUGAUAUCAGAAGUUGCAACUUUUCAGAUUGAAUUGAAUAAUUGAGGAGGUUCCGUCCUGUCAUUUCAACCUGCUCAACUUCGUUAACUUGGGAAAAUGUCAUUGCAACAAUUGAAAGGAAUUGCAAAAGAAAAGUCUUUGUUGCCUGAAGAACAACAAGCGAAGAUUGAUGAUGUCAGGAAACUAAUUGGCCCAAUAGCUGACAAGCUGCCAGUCCUUUGUUCAGAUGCAUCAAUAUCAAGAUAUCUCAGAGCAAGGAACUGGAGUACAAAAAAGGCAAGCAAAAUGUUAAAAGAAACAUUGAAGUGGAGACUUCAAUACAAACCAGAAAAGAUCCGAUGGGAAGAUAUUGCUCAUGAAGCUGAGACAGGAAAAAUUUACAGAGCUAAUUUCCGUGACAAACUUGGGAGGCCGGUUCUUGUAAUGAGACCUGGUUUCCAGAAUACAAACUCAACAUCAGGGCAGAUCAAAUACUUGGUUUAUUGCAUGGAAAAUGCCAUAAUGAAUUUGACCCAAGAUCAGGAGCAGAUGGUUUGGCUUGUCGAUUUCCAAAGGUGGGGUAUGUCAAGCAUAACUGUUAAGGUGACUCGGGAAACAGCUCAUAUCUUGCAGGACCACUAUCCCGAGAGACUGGGCCUAGGAAUCCUCUAUAAUCCCCCAAAAAUAUUUGAAUCUUUCUGGACAAUAGUGAAGCCGUUCCUUGAGCCUAAGACAUACAAGAAAGUGAAAUUUGUCUAUUCUGAUGAUCCAAAGAGCCAGAAAAUUAUUGGAGAAGUUUUUGAUUUGGAUAAGCUUGAUGUUGCAUUUGGUGGGAGAAACACUGCUGGAUUUGAUUAUCAAGCAUAUGCCCAACAGAUGAAGGAGGAUGACAUUAAAAUGUCUAAUUUCCUGGACUCUAGUUGUACAUCUCCACCUUAUCCAUCAGCAGUUCUGUCCGAAUCACAUCAGUCAGAGUCGCUGUAUUUAGACCACGGUUCUAAUGGUUCAGAUGAAGUUGGAUUAUCAUCUGGUGAUGAAGCAACUCCUUCAAAUGUGGAGCGUGUUGAUGAGAAGACACGAGAGCUGUCACUCGGAUGCAAAGAUGUCGCAGUGGGUGAAGUAGCAAUAGCAAAACAAGUGCAAUAAGCAAAGCUGCCAUGGACCUAACCCGGAAUUCUAGUUAAUAUCGUUCUUCUUUCAAAUUUUGAGCAGUCAAAUUUCAAAUGCAGAUGGUUGCCUGGAUUCAAUCUUUUAUGCAUCCAACUGAGUAAUUGCAUUAGACAGCUUAAGCUUUCAUAGUUACAUACAAACCUCAGCUGUGAAGGAAAAUAGACUUUCACACCAAUAUCAAUUGAUUUCUGCAAUGCAAGAUUAUUUUGUUUUGA